Malus domestica (apple) is the source of this 1199-nucleotide messenger RNA. RefSeq lists its product as uncharacterized. NCBI's taxonomy places the organism in Eukaryota, Viridiplantae, Streptophyta, Magnoliopsida, Rosales, Rosaceae. The record is from RefSeq and is a predicted model, not a curated record.
CCGAGUCAGACCAUGCAUUCAGAGUUAGCCAGACUCGAUCGGCUCAAUAUCCAUUCGGAAGAUUCUUAAGAAUAUACCCUCCUCAUUGUCCUCAAUGCCCUCCCUCAUCAUUACCGUCCAUCUUCCAUCGCGCUCUUUUGUUUGGGUCCCAUGAUCCAUACCCUAAUCCUGCAACUCCUUCUCCUCACUAUAUAAUCCAGACAAACAGAAACCCUGCAUGCUUUGCACUUUGCGGCAACACUUCAUCAUCUUUUCCCUCUCAAAACUCAAAAGCAAAAGCAACCCUUAUCCCUUCCUCUUACUUUUUCACACUUUUGGAUUUCCGUUUCAAGAAAUUAUUCUGCUUAAUUUUCGCAAAUUCCACUGUAUUAUUAAUAACCACAACUGCACUCUCUCGAGUCUAUCGGGAAAGUUCAGAAUUUGUAAAAAUGAACUAUUCUUCUCCUCCUUACAUACCAACAAUCUCAAUAUCGGACCAGCAACACCUCCUUGAGAAACUUCAAGUCUUUAAGAUUCAAGGCCGGGACAAACAUGGUCGAAAGGUUCUUCGCAUCGUCGGAAAGUUCUUUCCAGCUCGAAGCGUGAGCAACGAGGCUGUGAACAAGUACUUGGAGGAGAAAAUAUUCCCAAAGUUAGGUGACAAAGCCUUCUUCUCGGUGGUGUACGUUCACACAGAUGUGAAUCGCGGCGACAACUUUCCCGGAAUUUCAACCCUGCGAUCCAUCUACGGGGCAAUUCCGACCGCCGUCAAGGAUCGCCUCCAAGCCGUUUACUUUCUCCACCCAGGAUUGCAGGCCAAGCUCUUCCUUGCCACCUUUGGUCGUCUCCUUUUCACCGGAGGGUUGUACAAGAAGCUAAAGUAUGUGACAAGGCUGGAGUUUCUGUGGGUUCAGGUGCGGAGGAAUGAGGUGGAAGUUCCGGAUUUCGUGUACGAUUACGAUGAGCAGCUGGAGUACCGUCCGAUCAUGGACUAUGGAUUAGAGAGUGAUCACCCCAGAGUCUACGGGCCUUCCUCCUUUGCGUCUUCUACGACAUCGUCCUUGCUGGAUUCGCCUGCUGUGUCCAUGUACUCCAUGCGUUGUAUUGCCUAGCUAGGGUGCACCUGUAUUGGAGGAUACCAGUUUGCUUUAGGUUGUUCACAGUAACUUCAAAUUGUACAAAAAGUUCAAGUUUGAAAGGAACCGGUUUGAUUUCUGUUU